GUGGAUUUAGUGUUGUGUACAAAGCUAAAUGGAAACACAUUGAAGUCGUUCUCAAAAGCCUUUAUAACUCUAAUAAUAUGAACGCAGAUCCUCAUAAGAAAUUCAAAAAUUAUAAUGUUGAAACUACAAUUCAUUGA
Messenger RNA from Cetraspora pellucida, 137 nucleotides. Lineage: Eukaryota; Fungi; Glomeromycota; Glomeromycetes; Diversisporales; Gigasporaceae. The record is from the annotation of a GenBank genome assembly.